Saccharomycodes ludwigii is the source of this 2883-nucleotide messenger RNA. RefSeq lists its product as uncharacterized. The record is from RefSeq and is a predicted model, not a curated record. Gene Ontology annotation, molecular function: RNA binding; protein binding. Bases 1 to 2883 code for a protein of 960 amino acids. Gene Ontology annotation, biological process: box C/D snoRNP assembly. Lineage: Eukaryota; Fungi; Ascomycota; Saccharomycetes; Saccharomycodales; Saccharomycodaceae. The transcript has a single exon. Gene Ontology annotation, cellular component: nucleus.
AUGAGUUCGUUUUUCCCACCUGAUUCUUCAUCUGUAUUGCAGCAAGAUGUUAAUUAUAUUCCAGCAAAUAUCGAUAAAAAUAACGCUUUGAAAACUUGUAAUACAGAUGGGUUAAGUGCUAAUUACGCAAACCAUAGUACUUCACAAUCGAGUUUUUUCCCAACAACUAACCUAGUUAAUAAUACGCAUAGUAACAGCAACGUUGAUUUUAGCCUUUUGCGUUCUGCCAGUGGUACUUCUAGUCCUUUGAUGAAUAAAUCUAUGUUAUUACAAAGAUCAUCCUUUUUCAUUGACCAAUUGAACAAAAAUAAUAAUAAUUGUGCUCCUAUUUCCAAUAAUCAAGUUGCAUCACCAAUGCUCGCUACUCCAUUACCGAGUAAUUUGAAUUCAGUGCCCAAUACCAUUCCAUAUAUGAAUACUACUACUAAUACCGCCGCCACCACUACUGAUAAUAAUAAUAACAACAACAAUACUAAUAUUACUAAUGGACCGCUUACUUCCGUUACUACUUCAAUUAACAAUACUGUUGUAGCUCCGGGUUCCAACGUUUCUACCCCAAAGUUGAAUAACAAUGUUGCUUCGUUUAACCAAUUUGGACACUCAAUUUCCUAUCCUCAACAAGUGGACUCUCAAUCACUUCAUACACCGUCUUCCUUAUCUAAUUUGAACUGGAAAAAUCAAAUUAAUGCAUCUAAUAAUUACAUUGACAAUAGUAGCAGUAACUUGUUUCCAUCUAGGUCACACACACCAAUCAUUCAAAAUCCUCAUCAACAACAUCCGAUUUUAAAUUCGCCAGUGAUUGCUAACUUCAACAACAACAACAACAACAACAACAACAACAACAACAGUACGUUGAUUACUCAACCAUUUCUGCAAGGACAAACAGUUCCAUCUAUAUCACAACAGCCCUUGCAACUUAAGAAACAUCUUGAACAAAUUCAGCUUAUUUCUCAGUGGAAAUAUUUGGAUUUUAACGGUGAUUUGCAAGGUCCGUUUCCAUCUAGCAAUAUGAGUAGUUGGUUUCAGUGUGGUUAUUUUAAUAGUACAUUGCGUAUUUGUCGUGUUUUUUCGAAGGAUGAUCCACCUUUUUUACUUUUGCCAUUUGGUAUUACUAAUGAGGCCUUUAUGCCAUUAGGACAUUUGUGUGUUUGUACUAAUAACUCUGUAGACCCAUUUGGUUCUUUUGAUUUAAUUAUAUCUGCGUUUGUUACACAAUUCAAAGAAAAUCAGACUGCUGAUGAUAUUGUGGGAAGUAGAGAUUAUACCUAUGCCGAACUAUUGAAUUGGAAAGACCCCAAAGAUGGAUCUUAUUAUCGUGAAAUCAGUGUUUUGUAUCCUAUUCAAAGAAAAUACAAGGAAGAAUUAAUUGACUGGCCUGCUCCAGAAGUAUUGAUUGAAAAGACUGAGAAAAAUGAAGAGGACCCUAAAUCUGACCAGGCAUUAGAGAGUCAGGACUCAGUUUAUUCAGAAAAUGAAAUCACGCAACAACAAGAGGGAGUUAAUUUGGCAACCAAUACUAUGGCCGAAAUAAAAGAUGAGAAUGUAAAUGUUGAGGCUGCUAAUUUGAAAAUUAUUACUAAAACUGAGGACGAAGUCGAAAAGGAUGAGAACAAAACCAAUAAAAAUUCGAUUGGUAAACAAAAAUUGUUUGAAAAAUCAAUUGAUGAUAUUGUGGCUGAAAUUGGUGAAACUAAAUUUAUUGAAGAAGAUAACGACGAUAAUCACAAGAAGAAGAAGAAGAAAACAAAGAAAACUAAAAAGAAGAAAACAAAGAAGUCUAAAGAAAAAUCACCAUCACCAAAGGUGUCAAAUAAGAAUGACGAUGUUGAUACUGAAAAUCAAGUAGAAGUAACAGAAGAUUUCGAUGAAGACACUGAGGAACAACCCGCAUCUCUGGCUCCAUGGGCUAAAGUUUUUCAAAAAAAACAACAAGCACCAAAAGAAACAUUUUUAGAUGUCCAAAAGAGAGAGAGUGAAAUGUUCCGGGAAAAAGAAAAGAAAUUAAAGGAAGAAAACACUCGCAGACUAAAGGAAACCAUUCUAAAUAUGAAUAAGGAAGAAGAAAUAAAAAAGAAAAGUAAUAUUACAAAUAUCGCUAGAUGGGGGUCCACCGACUUUCAAAAACCAAAAGAACCCAAGAAAGGUAUAGUUAGUUUCGAAGAGCAAAUGAAACUUGACUUACAAAACUCAAAUUUUAUUAAGGAGCAACAAAGACUAUGGGAGGAAGCUACGCGUGCUGCUGCUGCCAAAAAUUCUAGCGCCCCUUUAGCUUCUUCUACUUCUUCUUCUUCUUCUUCUUCUUUCACCAAGACUACUAGUGCUAACAAUGCUGUGAAUGGUGCUGGUUCUUCCUGGGUCACUGUUAGCUCUAAAAAAACAAUUACGCCAGUUAAAAGCCAACAACAAAUAUUUAAACAGCACACUAACGUUAUUACUCCUGAUAAGUUACGUAGCAGUAGUAUGAAUAAUACACCUAGUGCUUCUUUAUCCAAUGGUGGAUCUGUAGUUUCUUACUCAGGUAACGGCACUAAUAGCAAUGAAGCGGCACGCAACUCGCAACGUCAUGAUUUUUUAAGUUGGUGUAAUUCGCGAUUAAAAUUAAAUGAUGGUGUUAGGGUUAAUGAUAUUUUGGAAGUUUUAUUAAGUUUACCUAGUGGCGAUGAGUCUAAAGAGAUUAUUACCGAUACUAUUAAUUCCAAUAGUUCUGUUAUGAACGGUAGUAGAUUUUCUGUUGAAUUUUUAAAAAGACGCAAACUUGUUGAACAAAAUACAACUGACCCAUUAUCUUGGACCGAAGCUUUGUCAUUAUUUAACGCUGGUAAGGAUACAGAAUGGGAUUUUCAAGUUGUUUCUAGUAAGAAAAAGAAAAAGGGCACUCGUUAA